Messenger RNA from Gorilla gorilla gorilla (western lowland gorilla), 1911 nucleotides. RefSeq names its product tubulin beta class I (gene TUBB). Gene Ontology annotation, cellular component: microtubule. Gene Ontology annotation, biological process: microtubule-based process. Lineage: Eukaryota; Metazoa; Chordata; Mammalia; Primates; Hominidae. The transcript is spliced from 4 exons. Gene Ontology annotation, molecular function: structural constituent of cytoskeleton; GTP binding; GTPase activity. Bases 397 to 1731 code for a protein of 444 amino acids. The record is from RefSeq and is a predicted model, not a curated record.
UUCAUUUUGCAGCGUGGACAACAAUAGGGGACUACAACUCCCAAAGAGGACUGCGCUCGUCCACUGGCUCAGAGGCCAAUGGACGCCUGGUACAUGACCGGCAUCGACUAAUCAGGGCCAGGCUCGAUGAGGCUUUGUCUCCCUACCGCGCGCGGGGCCGAUUCUCCCGCCUCCCAGCCCCGGCGCACGCGCGCCCCGCCCAGCCUGCCUUCCCUCCGCGCCCUCCCCUCUCCUUUCUCCCUCUCAGAACCUUCCUGCCGCCGCGUUUGCACCUCGCUGCUCCAGCCUCUGGGGCGCAUUCCAACCUUCCAGCCUGCGACCUGCAGAGAAAAAAAAAUUACUUAUUUUCUUGCCCCGUACAUACCUUGAGGCGAGCAAAAAAAUUAAAUUUUAACCAUGAGGGAAAUCGUGCACAUCCAGGCUGGUCAGUGUGGCAACCAGAUCGGUGCCAAGUUCUGGGAGGUGAUCAGUGAUGAACAUGGCAUCGACCCCACCGGCACCUACCACGGGGACAGCGACCUGCAGCUGGACCGCAUCUCUGUGUACUACAAUGAAGCCACAGGUGGCAAAUAUGUUCCUCGUGCCAUCCUGGUGGAUCUAGAACCUGGGACCAUGGACUCUGUUCGCUCAGGUCCUUUUGGCCAGAUCUUUAGACCAGACAACUUUGUAUUUGGUCAGUCUGGGGCAGGUAACAACUGGGCCAAAGGCCACUACACAGAGGGCGCCGAGCUGGUUGAUUCUGUCCUGGAUGUGGUACGGAAGGAGGCAGAGAGCUGUGACUGCCUGCAGGGCUUCCAGCUGACCCACUCACUGGGCGGGGGCACAGGCUCUGGAAUGGGCACUCUCCUUAUCAGCAAGAUCCGAGAAGAAUAUCCUGAUCGCAUCAUGAAUACCUUCAGUGUGGUGCCUUCACCCAAAGUAUCUGACACCGUGGUCGAGCCCUACAAUGCCACCCUCUCCGUCCAUCAGUUGGUAGAGAAUACUGAUGAGACCUAUUGCAUUGACAACGAGGCCCUCUAUGAUAUCUGCUUCCGCACUCUGAAGCUGACCACACCAACCUACGGGGAUCUGAACCACCUUGUCUCAGCCACCAUGAGUGGUGUCACCACCUGCCUCCGUUUCCCUGGCCAGCUCAAUGCUGACCUCCGCAAGUUGGCAGUCAACAUGGUCCCCUUCCCACGUCUCCAUUUCUUUAUGCCUGGCUUUGCCCCUCUCACCAGCCGUGGAAGCCAGCAGUAUCGAGCUCUCACAGUGCCGGAACUCACCCAGCAGGUCUUCGAUGCCAAGAACAUGAUGGCUGCCUGUGACCCCCGCCACGGCCGAUACCUCACCGUGGCUGCUGUCUUCCGUGGUCGGAUGUCCAUGAAGGAGGUCGAUGAGCAGAUGCUUAACGUGCAGAACAAGAACAGCAGCUACUUUGUGGAAUGGAUCCCCAACAAUGUCAAGACAGCCGUCUGUGACAUCCCACCUCGUGGCCUCAAGAUGGCAGUCACCUUCAUUGGCAACAGCACAGCCAUCCAGGAGCUCUUCAAGCGCAUCUCGGAGCAGUUCACUGCCAUGUUCCGCCGGAAGGCCUUCCUCCACUGGUACACAGGCGAGGGCAUGGACGAGAUGGAGUUCACCGAGGCUGAGAGCAACAUGAACGACCUCGUCUCUGAGUAUCAGCAGUACCAGGAUGCCACCGCAGAAGAGGAGGAGGAUUUCGGUGAGGAGGCCGAAGAGGAGGCCUAAGGCAGAGCCCCCAUCACCUCAGGCUUCUCAGUUCCCUUAGCCGUCUUACUCAACUGCCCCUUUCCUCUCCUUCAGAAUUUGUGUUUGCUGCCUCUAUCUUGUUUUUUGUUUUUUCUUCUGGGGGGGUCUAGAACAGUGCCUGGCACAUAGUAGGCGCUCAAUAAAUACUUGUUUGUUGAA